This is a messenger RNA of Coregonus sp. 'balchen', 7782 nucleotides long. The record is from the annotation of a GenBank genome assembly. NCBI's taxonomy places the organism in Eukaryota, Metazoa, Chordata, Actinopteri, Salmoniformes, Salmonidae.
AUGGACGAUAACGGAGGCGCUGUCAUAACGUAUAUUUUAUUAUUUGAAAAACCUUCUAAAAAGUAUAGGCUUUUCCUUCAUUAUGGUUUAUUUUACUUAUGAAGGUUUUAGGCUGAUAUAGGAUUCCAGAUGUAGGAUCUUAAUUUGAGCCAGUUUGCUACAGCAGGAAAAUAAUCCUGCAGCAACAGAAAAUGUUCAUUAUUAUGUGGAUUAUAAUUAAUGGACAUUUUUGUAGGGUUUGAUACAUUCUUCUUAAGGGGAAAUCACGUCUGAUAUUUCAAAGUGGAAAUUACAAACUUCAGAAGCCUUUUUAAACCUCAAAUACACUACAACUUUUAAAUGUCCUGCAGUGCAGUAAAGUUCUCCUGCAAGAGGGUGCUCAAAUUAAGAUCCUACAUCUAUAGGCUACUAUUAAAAUGAAUGAAUUUUACUCUCUGUUUAAUGGUAAACUACUCUUAACUCUUGCUUCCCCUAGUGAACUUGGUAUUCAUUAAUCUUUGAAUUAAUUAAUGGGCAAUAGUCACUGAAUAUCAGUUUAACAUUCAGAGGUGUUAUGGGUGUCCCCCCUGUUUUUUAAAUUAAGCGUUUCAGUUUGUGAAGAGCCCGGCCAACGUAACCUCAUCCCUGGGUAAGCCGGUGCAGGUACACUGUACUCUCCAGGGAGAUGGGGGUGGAGAGGAGCCUCCGGAUGUGGUGUGGUUGAGGGACGGUCAAUCCCUUGAUUACACUGACACCAAUCAAGUGCAAGUGCCUGUCACUGAAGGAGGUUGGCUGACCAUCAGUGAACUCAGGUCUUUCUUCAGUAUGACUCUCUCUCUCUCUCUUUACAUUAUGUCGGUCAGAACAACAAGGCAUCUUAUUUUUAGUAAUAUAUCUGUCUGUCCUCAGAAUUGAUAAUAUGAACAGUGGGGAGGAAGGACUUGAUGUCUCAGGAGGGGCACAUUCAGCUGGAGGGUAAAGUGUCCCUUUUCUCAUUUUUGAUAAUAUUUCUGUCUAUAUUCUACUGUAUCUUACUGAAAGUUCAUCAUCUUUUCCAGGAAUCCCUCAUUUCUCAGUGAAGCCUCAUGACGUGACAGUGGUGGCUAAUGUUAGCCUCAGCCUGCAGUGUGUGGCCCAUGGGCCUCCAGAACCAGUCAGGAUCAUCUGGCUGCAGAACGGAGGACCACUCAACAUGCUCCAGGACCUGGUGUCCCACUCUCCCUCCACUCUCAACAUCACAGGCAAAGACUGUCUUACUGUCUCAUUUGCAUGCUGCACGUAGAACGAAUCAAAAUGAAAUCUAAUUGUAUUUGUCACAUGCUUUGUAAACAACAGGUGUAGACUAACAGUGAAAUGCUUACUUAAUGGUCCUUUUCCAACAAUGCAUAGUUAAAGAUAAAAAAUUAAACAUUUAAAUAGUGACACGAGGAAAAAAUGCUUCUAUUGCUAUGUAUUGUGCGAUGUAAAACAUGUUUUCAGAAGCAAUUCUUUCAUAAAAGAGUGUUGAUAAAAUCAAAAGCAUUCAUUAUCUCACUGACCACCUCUGACUGUCACCAUGUAGGUCUCAACCAUACCAGCAGCUUCUCCUGUGAAGCCCACAACAGUAAAGGUGUGGCUACCUCAGCCUCUGGAACAGUGACAGGUCCGUACCAACAGGGCAGGGGUGCAACAUACAUUUCUUAACAUGCUGAUUGGAUUGGUUUUAUCCAUGACUAUCUCUCUCUCUCUGUCUUGGCGUAGUGGUUCCCUCCCAGGCACAGAAAGUCCAAGCUGAAGAGGUCACCAACUCUUCCCUGCACAUCUCCUGGGUGCCUGGCUUUGGAGGGGUAUAUCCUGUCUCUGUGUGUUCUAUACAGGUAAGACUCAUCCAAGAAACUGUUGUGACUGACUAUAGAAUAGUCUAGAUACAGAGCCAAAUCAAAUCUAAAAGUAACUGCUCAUGAAGUUAUACACUGAGUGUAUAAAACAUUAUGAACACAUGCUCUUUCCAUGACAUAGACUGACCAGGUGAAUGUAUUCUUAAUGUUUUGUGCACUCAGUGUAUACCAUGGUUGAUAUUUCAGGCAGCUCCGUCUAGUCCUGACCGCAACCCAUUGCGUAAUCACCUGAUCCAUAAUCAGAAUGUCAAUGUACCCCCUGCUCAACACCUGACCCCUGAACUGAAGCCCUACACCUACUAUGACGUGAUAGGUGGCUUGCCGUAGCAGUCAAGGUUCUUCCCCGUGGACACCAUGGGUAACACUGCGCACAGCUGAAGGAGGUAAGCUGUAUGCCACGAUCCUCUACCCACAACCCAUCAGUGUUUAUAGCAUUCUAUUACUGAUAAUGUUUUUCGUUAUUAUAACGUAGAUGCAGGGAAAACAAGGGCCGCAUCGGACAUGAAAACGCAAACAAUACUACCUGAUGACUAGUAAAAAAAGAGUGCUAUAUGAAGGGUAAGUAAUCAAGGGAGUAAUGAAGUCCAGGUGUGACUGAUGAUGAGACGCAGGUGUGCGUAAUGAGGGUUGCCAGGUGUACGUAAAGAUGGGUUGCCAGGACCAGUAGUUAGUAGACCGGUGACGUCGAGCGGGAGUGGACGUGACAGUUAUUUGUAUUCACGUCUACAUUUCUUAGUCAUUUUAGCAGUUGAUUUCAUCCUGAGUGACUUACAAUAAGGAAAUUCAACAAGUGCAACAACACCUAUGUAGCAGAGCUCAGUGACUUACAGGGAAUAUGGGAGGAGCAACGAGAGUAGUCUCAGUUGAGUGACUCGCUGUGAAAGACGGGUUUUGGGACAAAGAUUGUUCUUGAAAAAACUAUUUGGGAAUUGGUUAAGCAUUCUCAAGUGUUUUUUGAUAGAAUAAACUGAAGAGAUAAGGACCCGACAUUAAAUGAAGAUUUUCAGUGCUGUUCCUCUGGGCUGGUAAUAGACAGUAAAGUUUGCCAGUAAGAACACUCCUCCUCUCCAUCCUCAGUGUUUUAAAUAUAAACCUCUAUAUUGAGCGAGCUGCCUGAGUGAAGGAGGAGGUACUGAGGGCUGGAGGGAAACAGAUUAAACAUUCUCUAUUCAUGGUUUGGCAGAGGUGGUGCAGUCCUGCUGUGUCCAUAAUGCUGCAGUGUGUUUGAAUUAAGGCUAGAGGAUAAACUUUCUUUUUUCUCAUGCUUUCCACAGUCUGUGAUGUAGACAUGUUUGUGUCAAGGAAAAGGAAUAAAAAGAGACUUUGGAAGGAGAAACAGCCGUGUAGUGUACAUCAACACAUGCUGACCUCUAAAAGUAAAAAGUAGUCAGGAAAAACGGCUGAAAAAACCUCCUAAUUCAAUUAAAUCAGUAACCUGAUUUUAGGGUUAAAAGAAAACUCCCUUGUGCUGUGAGAAUGUAAGUUUGGAUUCAUUUGAUUUGAUUAACUAAAGGAUGUUGACUGUGUGAAGGAGAAAAACAAGAUAUUUGUUGUUGCAUGCAGUAAAAGACUCAUGAAUCUGAGUUCUUCGUGUAACCUAACCAUUUAGACUCUACUCUGUCGCUUUAUCUGAAAAUAACAUGCACACGCAUGAGGUGGCACAGAUCUUUAAGGUGUGUGUGCUAUACUUUGUGUUGUAAAUAGAGCACAUGUUCCCGACCUCCCCACAAAGAUGUACAGGAAUAUUUAGGAAAGAUAUCUUAUCCCUCUCACCUACAGUACAUCUCUCAACUGCUCCAUGAGUCAGAGUUAGAGAGGAGUGAGAGGGACAUAGGCAGAGGGAAAGACAGUUGGAGGGAUAGAGGGAGAGGUGCUUGUGUUUUUGUUGGCUGAGGUAGAGCCACGUCUUGAAACAAUCAGCAGUGGAACACUCAGUGAUGACAUCACCGGGCUGGGUCCAGUACAGACCACGCCCACGCUAUGACUCACAACGUGACAUACAAAGAUGUCUUUAUUUACAUUGUUGUCUUAAUAAGAUAAAUAUUAUGCACAGAACUUGUCUUUAAAUACACACUGGUUUUAACAACAUGAGUCCGGUAGUGUAUAUUACAGAUCAUUUAAUAUGUUGUACACAUUAUUCCUUUUUGUGUGUAUCUGACAGUGCCAGAGGCAGCACCAGACAACGUGAGUGGACUGUUUAAUGGAACAGAUGUUAUUGCCAGCUGGUCCAAGCCACCAAGCAGAUUAAAUGGCCUAAUACUGGGGUACAGAGUAGAAUACCUCACUGUUAACAUGUCCCAGGUAACCUAUGUAGCACUUUUUACACAAAACAAACCUACUGUGACACACACACACACACACACGCACACACAGAGUGUAAUGGCAUCUUUGCUGUUGUUCUGUUUCCCUAUCUUAGGCUGUUAUGGAGUCAGUUGAGUCCUCUGAGCUAGCUAUCCCUCUCUCUAGCCUCCUGGACAGUUGCAGGUUGCGGCCCCUGGAGCCCAGUCCAAUCCCUCAAACAGAAACAGCCUGGUGAGUCUGGACAGAAUCGAGGGAGACAACAGGAUGGCUGGGAUGGGUCAAGGAGAGUGGGAAAACAGCAGGAGAUUCAAAAUGAAUAUUUGAGGGGCUGUGUUUUCUAGGUUGAUUUAUUCAGUAGCACAGUAUAAUGUCUGAAAUACUAUAGCUGACAUAUAUCUCUCUUUCACAUGUGUCCGCCCAUCAGGCAUUCUCCUGGCAUUGGUGGUAUGUGGUCAUGGGGAUUGCUGUCAGUCUGGCCUUGAUAGGGUUCAUCGUAUAUGCAAUUAUAAUUAUAGAUACUGCGCCCGACGCACCUACAAUCGGCAGUCAAAUGAAGCCACAUGUGAGUUGUCAUGCCAGUGAUGUAAGAGAAACAGUGCAGGGUGAGCAGAUAGGUUAGUUAUUUAAGUGAAUGCCUAAAAUGAUGUGUCAUGCAGGGUGAGAGUUCAGGAACAGAUGUUGAGGCUUAGAUUUCAUCCUGUUGCUCAAUGUUGUUCUGUGCCAGAUGUGGAGAAGCAGAGUAGUGUCAUGAUCUGGCUGUUAACACAUCCCUGUGGAUUGAACUGAGAACAGAGUUCAGAUCGUGGUAGAGUCAUACUGCUAGUAUUCCUAGGGUCUAAAUCAGGGGUUCCCAAAAUGUUUCACUCAGGCCCACCUUCCAUCAUUCGGGAACCACUGGUCUAAAUCAUAGUUUUGGGAUCUGUUUGUUAAUAGAGUGAAUAAAGCAUUGUUAUGGUGAGGUAAACAGGAAGAGAAAACAUAUACUGUAAGCCUGGAGCAGUUUAACAAUAAUGGCUUCAUGAUCUGGGUUGUGUUACUAAGCCGGGAUUUCACAAGGACAACAUCCCCUGUAAGGGAUCACUCAGUUAUGUUUUGGCAGUUGUUUAAGGACAGUGGGGGAGGAUUCAUGCUAAAGUUAUUUUCCAAGAUGUCAUGUUUUUAGAAAUCCCUGUUUCAGUGUAAGAGAGUAUUAUCUAUCCCUUUCAACAGUGAACAGCCUGGUGAUUAGUGAUGAAUUGAAGCAGAAAGACGUGAUGGUGGACAGACACAAGCUGACCCUGGGCAAGACCCUUGGAGAGGGUGAGUGAGCUCUGACAGAAGCCUUUAUCAUACAUUAUGUAACCUAGACAUUAACUACUCAGGCUACGAGUAAACAUCCCAGGGAGGCUUAGAUCACCAGCUACACCCACCUGACUAACAACACGUCCAUGUCUUACUCUGCAGGGGAGUUUGGCUCUGUCAUGGAGGGGCUUCUGGUGCAUGAACAGACUGUCCUCAAAGUGGCUGUGAAGACCAUGAAGAGUGAGUGAUCAGACAGUGUCAGAUGCCCCCAUGUAUGUCAGUUUUACGUGAGCCACCUUCUCCUCCCUCUCUCCUUCUCUUAGUUUCCAUCUGCACUCGCACUGAGAUGGAGGACUUCCUCUGGGAGGCUGCUUGUAUGAAGGAGUUUGACCACCCCAACGUCAUGAGACUCCUUGGUGAGACAGACUGGGUCACUUGUCACAACUUCAUCCAUCUACUAUUAAAAUGUGGUCAAUAACCAAGUGUCUGAUAAGGGUCUGUUAUAAACUCCAAACUAUCGACUGGAUUCAUUAUUUUAUUCCCUGUCCUCCCUGUAGGGGUGUGUCUGCAGGCAGUAGAGAGAGGAGGCUACCCCUCCCCUGUGGUCCUCCUGCCCUACAUGAAGCAUGGGGACCUGCACAGUUUCCUGCUCUACUCUGGACUUGGGGACAAUCCUUUGGUCAGUUCCCUUCCCUCCCACACAGAUCGGAAAAGUUUAUGUUACACAAAUACAUUUUUGCGUUGUUCCCUUUCACAUUUUCCAUUUGUGCUGCUAUAUAGCACCCCCUGUUGGAGAAAACUGCCUUAUCUAAUCCUCUCCAUCUCCUCUCCACCCAUCAGUCCCUGCCUUCUCAGAUGCUGGUGAAGUUCAUGACAGAUAUUGCACAGGGAAUGGAAUACUUGAGCAACAAGAGGUUCAUCCAUAGAGACCUGGCAGCGCGAAACUGCAUGUGAGGAUUCGCACCUCUCGGUUUUGUCAAUGUGUUCCGCUCUUUCUCACACAUACUCUUCAAUAUUGUUCUGUGAAAGUCUAGCAUGUUGAGUGAAACAAGUAACAGUACAGUGUUUAUUAUGUUGUACAUAUCUGUCCUGCAGGCUGAAUGAGAAUAUGACUGUCUGCGUGGCUGAUUUUGGCCUUUCCAAGAAGAUCUAUAAUGGGGACUAUAGACAAGGACGCAUUUCAAAGAUGCCAGUAAAAUGGAUCGCCAUCGAGAGCCUGGCAGACAGAGUUUACACCACCAAGAGUGAUGUGGUGAGCAAUCUUUCUUGACUUGGUCUGGCUACAUUAUGUACUCCAUGUACACCUCUGUAUUUGUGUUUUAAAAUCCUGCAACAUACAGUGCAUUCGGAAAGUAUUCAGACCCUUACAUUUUUCCACAUUUUGUUACGUUACAGCCUUAUUCUAAAAUGGAUUAAAUGUACAUUUUUUAUUUUUUAUUUGUGAGUUCCUAGUUCUGGAUCUGUACACGUAAAUCCUCUGUACACUAAAUUAUAAUUAUUUGAUGGUAAACAGUAGAGGCAACCAACGUAAUUUUCAUGGAGUACCUGAAGUUAUUUCUUCUCAUGUUGUAUGAGCCUCAGUCGUCCCCUCCUCUCAUUCAUACUGUAGCUACUUCCUGAUGUUCUCCUGCUCGCUGCUGAGUCCUAAGGACCGCCCAGGAUUCCCCUCUCUGCGCUGUGACCUGGAGAAAGCCCUUGAGGAGAUGCCUGAGCAGGAGGAGGCUGAUGACCUGCUCUAUGUCAACAUGGAGGAGCCCUCAGGCUCUCUGUUAGGGGCCAUUGGGAGGCUGGGAGCCCUCAGGCUCUCUGUUAGGGGCCAUUGGGAGGCUGGGAGCCCUCAGGCUCUCUGUUAGGGGCCAUUGGGAGGCUGGGAGCCCUCAGGCUCUCUGUUAGGGGCCAUUGGGAGGCUGGGAGCCCUUUGGCUCUCUGUUAGGGGCCAUUGGGAGGCUGGGAGCCCUCAGGCUCUCUGUUAGGGGCCAUUGGGAGGCUGGGAGCCCUCAGGCUCUCUGUUAGGGGCCAUUGGGAGGCUGGGAGCCCUCAGGCUCUCUGUUAGGGGCCAUUGGGAGGCUGGGAGCCCUUUGGCCUGCCUCACCCCUCCUACCGGAAGAACAUGGGCACUCUGGAAACCAUACAGGUGCAUCAUCAUAAUCAUCAUGCAGAACGCUAUGUUCUCUGCCCUCAGCACGAGGCCCAGCCCUAUCUCAAUGACUCUAUGGACAGCCUGAGCUGGAUGGCCUCCUCUUCGAGCCCCACUCUGCAGCUCCAGGCAUCCCGCUCCUCCUCCCCCACCUCCUCUCUCCUGCUGGACGGACAGGCAGUGAGGCUUGGAGAAAAUACACAGUGA